AUGGAGAGGUGUCCUCCAGCUCAUUGGUCUGAAACGCCUCCUCCGCCGCUUCCUAGUCCUCCGCAACAAACGUCCUCUCCUGACGACCCACCUGUUGAAGAGCCACUGCAAAGCCACAGUCCACGAAAGAGUCCUGUGGGGGAUGCCAUCCACCUAGCUUAUUCAACGGCCAUGGAAGGCACCGAGGGUGGGGGCAUGACAGUCAUCCGAAGUCCUGAUCACGGGGGAGAGCAACUUGUGUACCAGACGCUGGGAGACAGUCCUGGCAGUUAUGACAGUGACAGCCCUAGGGCACUUUCUCCACAAAGUUCAACAGCUUUGCCAUACUCCGCUUUGGAAGUUGCGCACUAUCCGAUGUGGGGUGCUGCGGGAAACGGUGGUUAUUUCGGAAGUUCCGGUCUAGGGAGCCCUGGUAUGGAGAGCGAGAACCCCAGUAAUGGUACUCGAGGCUACAACUCCGCCACCUGUCCGACGUACGUAAUAGGAAGUGAACAAGGCUGGACAUUGCCACCCAUGUCAUCAGUUACAUAUUUUCCUGACGGAAGACGGCAACAGUACCUAAUAAUUAUCAGCAGUCUGUUGGAUUUACAGGGAUACUUCAGAAUGGAGAGGUGUCCUCCAGCUCAUUGGUCUGAAACGCCUCCUCCGCCGCUUCCUAGUCCUCCGCAACAAACGUCCUCUCCUGACGACCCACCUGUUGAAGAGCCACUGCAAAGCCACAGUCCACGAAAGAGUCCUGUGGGGGAUGCCAUCCACCUAGCUUAUUCAACGGCCAUGGAAGGCACCGAGGGUGGGGGCAUGACAGUCAUCCGAAGUCCUGAUCACGGGGGAGAGCAACUUGUGUACCAGACGCUGGGAGACAGUCCUGGCAGUUAUGACAGUGACAGCCCUAGGGCACUUUCUCCACAAAGUUCAACAGCUUUGCCAUACUCCGCUUUGGAAGUUGCGCACUAUCCGAUGUGGGGUGCUGCGGGAAACGGUGGUUAUUUCGGAAGUUCCGGUCUAGGGAGCCCUGGUAUGGAGAGCGAGAACCCCAGUAAUGGUACUCGAGGCUACAACUCCGCCACCUGUCCGACGUACGUAAUAGGAAGUGAACAAGGCUGGACAUUGCCACCCAUGUCAUCAGUUACAUAUUUUCCUGACGGAAGACGGCAACAGUACCCUGAUCCGCCACCAGACUACACCCGAGCAGCAGUCGAGCAGUCUCCGGUUCAGCAACAGUGCGCGGUGUGUGGUUCGACUGAAGGAGCUCCAUGGAGGAGAGAUGCUACCGGACAGUACGUUUGUAAUGCUUGCGGUCUCUACAAGAACGGUAGAGCGAGCACAACUUUAAGACCCCAAAGAAGGCUAACGACUAGUCGUAGGGUAGGCAUGACAUGCUCUAAUUGUUCUACAACGGACACUACAUUAUGGAGGAGAAAUACCCAAGGAGAGCCAGUCUGCAAUGCUUGCGGUCUUUACUACAAGCUUCAUCAGGUAAAUCGUCCUAUAUCUAUGCGGAAAGAUUCCAUCCAGACAAGGAAGCGAAAGCCCAAAAGCGGAAGUUCUUCUAGCAAGGGGAAAUCUCAUUCGUCAACCAAUGGACCCAACAGCAAAUCGUCAACGUCUUCUUCGGUAAAUCCUUACUUAUCUCAAAGCUUAGAUGGAACUUUGGAGCAUCAAGGGUCGGACCCCAGGCACUCCCCUCUCUUGCCUUCAUCAAGUACCCUUUCACAACAACUACCACAGUUCCCGCCAUUGGAUCCACCCCAGGGUGUAGACCUCAUGCUAGAGAACGGCAUCGUUCUCGAACCACAUCCUUCAGUCAUUAGUCUAGCUCCCAACAACAGCAAGCAUCUUGGAUGA
This is a messenger RNA of Uloborus diversus, 1845 nucleotides long. RefSeq names its product transcription factor GATA-4-like. The transcript has 8 exons. The record is from RefSeq and is a predicted model, not a curated record. NCBI's taxonomy places the organism in Eukaryota, Metazoa, Arthropoda, Arachnida, Araneae, Uloboridae. Gene Ontology annotation, biological process: cell fate commitment; negative regulation of transcription by RNA polymerase II; positive regulation of transcription by RNA polymerase II. The coding region runs from base 1 to 1845 and encodes 614 amino acids. Gene Ontology annotation, molecular function: DNA-binding transcription factor activity, RNA polymerase II-specific; zinc ion binding; RNA polymerase II cis-regulatory region sequence-specific DNA binding.